Messenger RNA from Cheilinus undulatus (humphead wrasse), 4082 nucleotides. RefSeq names its product NF-kappa-B inhibitor delta (gene nfkbid). The record is from RefSeq and is a predicted model, not a curated record. NCBI's taxonomy places the organism in Eukaryota, Metazoa, Chordata, Actinopteri, Labriformes, Labridae. The transcript has 12 exons. Gene Ontology annotation, biological process: regulation of gene expression. Gene Ontology annotation, cellular component: nucleus. Bases 112 to 1488 code for a protein of 458 amino acids. Gene Ontology annotation, molecular function: protein binding.
GCAGACAAGCAGAUCAUCACACAUCUCUCCAGCAUUCUACAUCAGUUUAUCCAGCUUUGAACGGAGCAGAGACCAAGAGGACGACCUGUUGAGGAAUUCACCGUUUCUGACAUGCACUUUGAUAAAUCAACAAAGGAGAAGCCGUGUUGCACUCUGCCCACUGUGAAGAAACUCCUGGAGCAGAAGAGAAGGCGUGAGACGUCUUCGUUGCCACCCUCCUGCUCUACAGCCAGCACAAGUCCUGCUCCUCCUCAGACUGCUGCUUCAUCAUUGUCCCCACCAGAACCAUUUCCCUGUGCAGGUUCAUCCAGCAGCUACUCAGACAUGGCUGUGAGCUUUGAGCAGUGGACUCCAGCACAAGAAUCUUCUCUCAGUUACUACUCUGGCCUUCCAGGAUCAAGCUAUACCCCAUCCUACAGCCACUCAGUGACAAGUGAAUACACACAUCAGCCAGCCGUGGGAUUUGGAGACGCACUGCCUCAGACAUAUGAGUGUCCAGUAUCGGUCACAGAUCCCACUAUGGAUUCUUCCUGGUCUUUUCUGGGUCCCAGUCAGAGCACACAGCUGAGUUUUGGAUCAUCCAUGGAUCCAACCAAGCUGCAAGAGGCUCAGAUACUUCUGAGUGAGAUGGACUACAGCCGAGCCACCGGGCAGGAUGAAGAUGGAGACACAAUCCUGCACAUCUAUACAGCCAAGGGGCUCAGAGAGUAUGCUUAUGCUGCUGCAGAGAGGCUGAAGCUCUUCAACAGGCUGGACGCCAAAGAACACAAGGGAAAGACGGCUUUACUGGUGGCAGUGACAGCAGACCAGCCAGGGAUUUUGCAAGAUCUGCUUUCACUUGGAGCGGACAUCAAUGCCUGUGAUUUCAAGGGACAAACUGCUCUACAUCUGGCCGCUCACUAUGGCUUACCAGGGAUUCUGCAGGCAAUUCUUUCUAGCAGGCCAGAUGUCAAGCUGGAAGCCCGCAAUUUUGAAGGCAUGACUCCCCUGCAUUGUGCAGCGAUUUCUCACAGUACCAUCAUGAAGGCUUUUUACAGCAGUGCACUGGCAGAUGUUAGUCUGCAGAACAAGGCUGCAGCGAGGCUCUCCUGUGUGCAGAUACUCCUCAAUGCAGGGGCAUCACCGCUCAGCCAGGAAAUCAAAAGUAACAAGACAGUGCUGCACUUGGCUGUGAAGGAGGGGAAUGUUGACCUGGUGCAGCAUCUGCUGAAGAUUCCCCUGCCAAACAUGAAAGACUUUGUCAACUUGAAAGCUCAUGGCCACACAGCUUUACACAUGGCAGCUGGUCUCCAUGGUAACCCCCACCAGGCGGAGAUCCUGCGGCAGCUGCUAAGCCGAGGAGCUGAUCCCAGCAUCCGCAACCUGGAGAACGACCAGCCGGCUCACCUGCUGCAGAGUGGCCACCAGGGGGAGCAGUUAAAACUCAUGCUGAAGAAACGGAGUGCCUCCUCCCGUCGACGUAACGUGUCCUUACAGGACCAGGAAUAAAUUCAAACCACUUGUAAUCCCUAUUUGGAGGGAAUAAGUCUUUAAGAUGUUGCCUCUGUUGAGAAGGGGAUUUACACUUAUUAUAUGCUGGGAGUCUCUGGCUCGGAAAUGGUUCUCAAAGUAGUUUGGCUUGUAAAUCUCUGCAUAUAAUUCAUAUUGGAUUGUAUGAUUGAUCCUUUGGUGUAUAAAGGUUAGAAUUAUUUAGUUUAUUAGUGGCUUAUUUAAUAAUGUUUUUUACAUUUAAACAAAAAAUUUCACUCUAGAAAGUCUUAUCCACCUUCUAAUGUUCCUGCUGCUGCUUAUAAAUCAGCAUUUUGGCUACAAGGUUUUAGAAGCCUUAUGUAUUUAUUUGAUCAAAAAUUGCUGAUUAAUCAUCAGAAAUAAAGUGCAAUAAUAAAAAAGGACAGUGCUAUGAAGAAUGGGUUCAUUUUCCCAGUAGGCCAUACUCCCAGCUUAAUGUAGAUUUCUGUGAAAUCAUCUGUUUGACCUUCAGGUCAUGUCCCUGAAAGCUCUCUGACACCAUCCUGAAAACCCCCUGUCAUUACAGUAAUCAUAUUGAUACAGUGAAUGAUGCUUCUGAUUUCAGUCAGCCUGUGUGCUCAUAUUAUCAUUUAUUAUUUAUGUCCUUUUAUGUGCAUCAUACUUACUUGUUUUUUGUAUGGAAAAAAAUGAAACUUGAUUAUGUUAAAUUACUGUGUAAUUGAAACUGACUGUGACAGAGAAUGUGCUUAUAUCGGAGACAAUAUAUGAGUGGGCGUGGUGACAAGUUGUGUGACUAACUGUACAUUUUAAACAUGACUCAUGAAUACAAUAACACAGUCUUAAAUUUCUUUCAGAUUGUUGUGAUGUUGUCUACAGAAAUAAGAAGGUUGGAAAAUACAACAUCCCACAAGAAAGCUGUGUACAAGUCACUUUGAAAUAGCAUUUAUGAUAUUUCCUGAGAUGACAUUAAGGUUUGGUUGAGGGUCAUAUGAGAGUUUGACUGAUAAAUCAGCUUCAAAUAGUCCCUCAUCUUUGUGUCAUCACUGUUGCUAGAAAUUGUGAAGUCCCUGUGAAGCAGAGAGUGAAGAUAAAUACUUAAAGUAAACAACAGAUAGUUUACAUUAAAUUUAUAUCAUUCUAAGUGACAUAUCUGGCAUUGUUAUGAUAUAAAAAUGUCCUUUGGUGCACCUGGUGUGUUUCAUCACUGUGGUCUGGUUUGGUUCAGUCCAGGAUAAUGUAAGGAAGUGUUUUUGUAGCUCAGGACCAACAGCCAACUCCUAAAAGAGAAUAUGCAACCCAUAACUUCAUAUAUAUCACUACUAUAAUUUUUCCCCUUGGGUGGAAUUGCAUUUUUGGCAUUUUAAAUCUAAAUUUAUAUUUAAAUUGUUCAGUGCCUUUAACUACCCGAUAAGCAAAAACUAGGCUCUCCAUAUUUUUUUGGCUGAGCCCUGGUUAUUUAAAACUUCCAGGUUUGCCCCUGAUGAAGGACUCAAGGUUAUUAUAGAUCACCAAAACUAAAAUGAAAAAAAAAAAAAAAAACAACCUCAAAUUUAACUGAAACUAAAAAAAAAAAAAGUUUAAAAAAGUUUUACAGAAAAAAAAGAGGAAAACUAACUAAACUUGAGUCUAUGUUUACAAAAUUAACUAAAAUAAAAUUAGGGGCAAGAUUUCCUUAGUUUUAAUCUUAGACAGGAGCAGACUGACUGACAUGAAACCCUGAGCCUGGAGAGCACAAAUCACCUGAUUUAAUUGGCAAGGACUUCACACAAUGCUAAUAUAAGGUCUUAAGCUGUAUUCAAAGAUCAAAUUUAAAUAAAUAUAUUGAAAAUGGAAGAGAAGUCUGUUUUAAUGUGUUUUAAAAUAUUGCAUGAUGUAUACUAUUCUGGCCCUUUUGGGACUCGCCCUUGACAAAUAUUCCUUAUUACUGACAAAACUAAAACAAAGCAACAUUGCAGAAUUAAAAGUAAACCAACAAACCAGCAGUAAAAAUUCAUAAUUUCAGAAAGGAAAUUAUAAGCGGUCAUAUUUCACCCUCAGCAUUACCUGUAUAAUGAUGGGUAUUGAUGAGAGACAAACUCCAUCCAAUUGACACAUCCUCCAAGUGUGAGAAAUUUUUCUGUGUAUUGACAUUCAUGUUAAUGUGUAUGGUUAGGGUUUAGGGACAUUCAGAUAUUCUCACGUGCUUAAAGUGGCAGAAAGAGUUUGGGAACGUAGCUCUUAAAGUGUAUUUAUUAAAAAAAAAAAAAAAGCUGAGUUCCAACCACUUUUGACAGACUGCAGUGAGUUUAGUUUCACUCUUUAGGGUCUGAUAGGUACGCUUGUUGCCCCAAAAGAAGGGCACCUUAAAAAUAAGACAGUACAGAUCGGUUAUUUGGUUCCAAAUGUUUGACUGAACUGAACCAGACCACUUGGUAUAAACAAAGGUAAUUACACAUCAUUUAUAUGUAAUACUUUUACUUUUAAAACACUGAAUCACACCUUUUUUCACAUUUCAUCCAUUUUUAAAAUUUAAUUUCUGUUUCAAAAUAAUUGCCACACACGGUUGAAUGUUUUCAUCACUUUAUUGCUAUUUAAUUUUGGCUUAUUUAUUUGUCACUUUCUUUGUUGUGUUG